Molecule: messenger RNA, 1206 nt
Organism: Dovyalis caffra
Lineage: Eukaryota; Viridiplantae; Streptophyta; Magnoliopsida; Malpighiales; Salicaceae
Source: the annotation of a GenBank genome assembly
AUGGAUUUCGCAGAGAAAACGCAACGGUGUCAUGAAUAUGUAGAAGCAUUAGAAGAAGAAAGACGCAAGAUUCAAGUAUUUGAACGCGAGCUCCCUUUGUGUCUAGAGCUUGUUACUCAAGCGAUUGAGGCAUGUAAGAGGGAGUUAUCAGGGACAACUACGGAGUAUAACAUGCAUGAACAAUCAGAAUGCUGUGAGCAGACAUCAAGUGAAGGGCCGGUUUUGGAGGAAUUUAUUCCUAUUAAGAGAACUCACUCUUCUUCUGAUGAUGAAAAUGAUAAUGAAAAUGAUGAUCAUCAAGAGCAACAAUCACAGAAUACUAAUAAUAGAAACAAGAGCAACAGCAGCAACAACAAUGACCACAAAAAGAAAUCUGAUUGGCUUAGAUCUGUCCAGUUGUGGAAUCAAUCCCCAGAUCCACCUCAAAAACAGGAUUUGCCAAGAAAGGCAGUGGUGACAGAAGUGAAAAGAGAUGGGACUGGAGGUGCAUUUCAGCCAUUUCACAGAGAGAGAAGUGUAGGGAAGAGUAGUAAUCAGGCAACUGCUAUGGCACCAACUUCAGUUCCGGCUUCUGCUACAAGUUCAACAGCGGGAGCUGUGACAGGAGGGACUGGUUGUGAAAACAAUAAAAACGAAGACAAAGAAGCGGGGAAUCAAAGAAAACUAAGAAGGUGUUGGUCACCUGAGUUGCAUAGAAGGUUCUUACAUGCACUGCAACAGCUUGGUGGUUCACACGGUGAGAAUGAUUAUUUUCGGAAGGGAGACUAUGCUGCAACACCAAAGCAAAUUAGGGAGCUAAUGAAGGUGGAUGGACUUACUAAUGAUGAAGUUAAGAGUCAUUUACAGAAAUACCGUUUGCAUACAAGAAGACCAAGCUCUACAAUCCACAAUAACAGCAAUCAACAGGCACCCCAAUUUGUAGUUGUUGGUGGCAUCUGGGUUCCACCCCCUGAGUAUGCAGCAGUGGCUGUCACAACAGCAUCCGGAGAAACUUCCACUAUUUCUCCGGCCAACGGAAUCCAUGCACCAAUAGCCGCACCACCACCAGCAGUCCCGAAUCCACAACAUACACAAUCUGAGCACUUGCAAUUAGAAGGUAGGGGCAGUCAUAGCGAAAGGGUUGCAGAGCGUACAUACGAAGAUAGACAUGAAUCCAAUGGACAUGGAGUUGAACUUGCGAAAUACAGACGGUACCGGGCUGAUUAG